AUGAUAAGCUAUCACUCACUCAGUUUAGAUAAUAAUUUCGCUACAGACGUCCCGAAGACAUUCAAAUUUGUUAGAGCAGCAAUGGAAGUUGACGAACCGAUGGAAGUAACCGCAGAAUUUCCAACUGAAGUAUGGGAAUUUAUAUUCAAGGAAGUGGAUGAUCCAUUCGUUCUAAUACGGUGCCAAGAUAUAAGUGAUUAUUUUUUUAGCAUUAUCAAUAAUCUAAUUGAUAGUUACAAUUGGCAAAAAACAUCACGUGAUUAUGUGCACAAGAAUUAUUUGCAUGAAAUAAUGCACAAAUCUAUGGAGUCCUUUUACAUUAAAGUUGUUGAUCAAGUUACGGAUAACAAGAUGUGGUUCCGUACUUUUAGAUCUUUUCAUAAGUGGAAGAUGUUUUUUACUGAAAAAUCCAGUGCUAAUCAGGUGGACAAAAUUACUGAUAAGGGAGUCGAUCCUUUAAGGAUUCCGGAUAUCACUUGUAUUGAUUCUUGGCAUGAUUUCUUGGCUGUUGGUACGGGACAGGGAUUAAUUAUAUUUUUCCAAAUUACUGAAGAUAACGAAGCUCCCCAACCGAAAUUUCAAGUCAAGACCUUAUUUGGAGGAAAACAUGAAACGAGCUUAUUUCAAGUUCAAUUUUGGAGCGGGAAUAACGAAGUUCUGUUGGCAUUGUCUCUAUCGCAAGAUAAAAUUGUCCAAUUUUGGGACAUACAGAAAAAAACCCAAAUCGUUAUGGAUCAACCAAUUUUAGCAGAUCACAUAUGCUCAAGUACAAUGUACAAUUGUUUCAUCGAAUCCCGUGGUAAAAUAGUAGAAUAUUAUUAUGACCAGGAAACUGAAUCACCAAAAUCACGAUUUGAAUUUUCAAUUGAUUUAGAAGGUGACACUGUUUGCUCUUUGUUUGUAUAUCAAGCUCAGCCGAAAUUAGUCUCAGUCAAUAAAUUCAAAAUAUUAAAAAAGCACGAUAUAUCAAGUUCAAAUUCACCAACAGGCAGUGUACAUUAUUAUCAACAGAGUCACACAUAUGGCGGCAAACCGUUAUCAGAUGCGAUGAUAAAAGACCAAAAAUUUUCAGUUUCAGCUGGUUCUAUUGUUUUCGCUAUUCAUGGGAUCAAUUUACUGAUACACGCGAGUGGAAGAAAUUAUACGGAGCAUAAAUUAAGAGGUGUUCAGUUUUCGUCAUUAAUAACGCACGGGAAUAAUUUAUUCCUGGGUAUAAAUUCAGGGUACAUCAAAGUGAUAGAAAUGAAAAAUAUACCUUAUUUAUUAAAAUAUAAUAUAAAUGAUACAAAAGACAAAAAAAUAAUCGUCGAAGAAAAUUCUACUAUCGUACAACUAGCGAUUACUGAACAUGAAACAAAUCCUUAUAUAUUUUCAGCAAUGGCUAAUAGUAUACGAUCUAUAUCACCAAUACUCUAAAUAGCAAUCAAACAAGAAGUGAAAAUUUUCUAUGAUAAUAGUUGUUACAAUUAAUUAUGUAUUGCUAAUAUUUGUCAAGUCAAAGUUCAAAUAAAUAAUCCGAUCCAAAAAAU
Microplitis demolitor is the source of this 1529-nucleotide messenger RNA. RefSeq lists its product as uncharacterized. Gene Ontology annotation, molecular function: protein binding. The transcript is spliced from 8 exons. Bases 1 to 1416 code for a protein of 471 amino acids. Lineage: Eukaryota; Metazoa; Arthropoda; Insecta; Hymenoptera; Braconidae. The record is from RefSeq and is a predicted model, not a curated record.